Anisakis simplex (herring worm) is the source of this 1614-nucleotide messenger RNA. The record is from the annotation of a GenBank genome assembly. NCBI's taxonomy places the organism in Eukaryota, Metazoa, Nematoda, Chromadorea, Rhabditida, Anisakidae.
UUGAAAAAUUCCGGCGAAUUCGACCGUUUGGCAUUGUUACAUGCAGAUGCAGUGACCGGAGCUGGAGCUCACGCUGGUCCAGCGUUCCUGCCAUGGCAUCGUGAAUACCUCAAAAGGAUCGAAAUAGCGGUUCGUCUCAUUGACCCAACAUUAGCGGUGCCCUACUGGGAUUCAUCGAUGGAGGCGAAUCUUCCGAAUGCGAAGGACUCAAUUCUUUUCACCGAGGAUUUCUUGGGCUCAUCGAUUUCCGAUGGUCGCGUAGCGGACGGGCCAUUCGCAAACUGGACCACUAGCAAGGGUACGUAUCUGCGCAGAAAUGUUGGUGGUGUCGGAUGGACGUUCACAGAAGAAAGGGUUGAAGCAGUUAUGCGAGAAACUCGAAUCGAUCAAGUUCUCGCAUAUUCCGCACCACGACGUGGAUGUGAAUAUCCGGCAGAUUUCGAUUGUUUGGAGUAUUCGCACGGAUAUGUGCAUCUUUUUGUUGGUGGUGAUAUGUACAGUCCACUAACGAGUGCCGAUGACCCAAUUUUCCAAAUGCAUCAUUCAUUUGUUGAUCACAUUUGGGAAUUAUGGCGCAUUAAACAGAUCUAUGGUUUUAUCGUGUAUCCGAUCAUUAGUAGUUGUAUUUAUCUGCAAUUGUCUCAUCUAGAACUAAUAAUUCAGACUCGUUAUGAACGUGAGACACAAUAUCCACCAGAUCGCCAGCAGUGCAGCAGUACAGUCCAUUUUGCCGCGGCUCCGAUGCUACCGUUUACGCCGUUCACCAACAUCGAUGGCCUUUCAAACAAAUACACCGAUGACCUAUACGAAUACUUUCCGCGUUCAUAUUGCACCAAAAAUUGGCCUCAUUGUGGAUCAAGGUACCUGUUCUGUGAUCUUUCUCAUGACCGACCACAAUGCACAUCAAAAGUAAAACUUGGCGGUUCAUGCACUGGCUUCACGAAUAACGAAGAUGUUUGCUAUGAUGGAUUCUGUGCUAGUGGACGAUGCGAAAAACCCAUAACGGCUGGGCGAAACGCGGUGAAUGUGAGAUGUGGGCAAUGGGCACUCCGAGGUGAAUGUGAAGCAAAUGAAAUGUGGAUGACUGAGAACUGUCGAGAGAGUUGCCAAAAAUGUAAUAUGACCCGCGAGGAACAAUGCUUUAAAGCUCUUCAAAAUCAUGAGCCCAGUUGUAAUAUCGCGCCAGGAUGUUACAAUGACUAUGCGUGUUGUCCAGAAUGGGGUCGAGCUGGUGCAUGCAAACGUCACACAUCCUGGAUGUCAUGCCAUUGUCGUGUCACUUGCGGAUUUUGUACACCAGACACUUAUGAAUAUGGAGACAUUUUAAGAAUUUCACUUCCGCAAAUAUUUCUACCAAGUGAGGUCGCCUCCAAGUAUGAAAAUGAAGAAAUUAACUCAUUGACAGGUUGUGACGACUAUCAUCCUCGAUGCCCGGAAUGGAAAAAUAUUGGUGAAUGUACGAAAAAUUCGUGGAUGCUCGAGAAUUGUCGCAAGUCAUGCGAUAGCUGCUAUGAAGCUGAGGAACUGCUGAAAGUUUGCUACCCAUCGAAUUCCAAAUAUGAGACGAUUCGUCAAAUGAUUGCCUCAAAAAUGGAAUCAAAAAUGCCAACUUAA